UGCACGUUUGGUUGAGCUAUGAAUGAGGGGCCAUCAUUCCGGUGGCUCGGAGGUGGAAAACAGUUUCUACCCUCGCUACGUGUAUUACGAAUAAAUAGUCAGGUUUUUCUGUCAGGUACUUGAAUGACUAGUCCACCACAUUUCAUCUUUCUGCCGGGUUUUCUUGGAUGUUCUCUUCCAGUCCCUCAUUUUGUUCCAAGAUUCCCCAGGAUCAUUUAAGACCAAUGCCUUAGCUUUAUAAUCGAUUACAAGACUUGCAGACAACUGGUUUAUGUUAAGUUUUAGAGCCCCUUUCCUCACAGAGUUUUACUUGACAUCAGUUUAAAAGGGGCCAUCAGAAUUCCUCAAGCUUCAGCUAAACAAAACAAGAGCCACCAUGUCCUCCAUCCUCCCCUUCACACCUCCGGUUGUGAAGCGCCUCCUGGGAUGGAAGAAGACUCCAGCUGGCAGUGGAGGAGCUGGUGGAGGAAUCAGUGGAGUCGGGGAGCAGAACGGAGGAGGGCAGGAGGAGAAAUGGUGUGAGAAAGCUGUGAAGAGCCUGGUGAAGAAGCUGAAGAAGACAGGCCAGUUGGAUGAGCUGGAGAAAGCAAUCAGCACACAGAACAGCAACACAAAGUGUGUUACAAUACCUAGCAAUUGCUCAGAACUGUGGGGUCUAGGCCCAGGCCACACGAUAGAGCAGUGGGACUCUACAGGCAUGUACGGAUACCCUGACCAUAGCAGGUCCCUCGAUGGCCGUCUGCAAGUUUCUCAUCGUAAAGGCCUGCCUCAUGUCAUCUACUGCCGACUGUGGAGAUGGCCUGACCUUCACAGCCACCAUGAGCUGAGGGCUAUUGACACAUGCCAAUAUGCAUUCAAUCUGAAGAAAGAUGAAGUUUGUGUCAAUCCUUACCACUACCAGAGAGUGGAGACGCCUGUGCUGCCUCCUGUGUUGGUGCCACGCCACACAGAGAUUCUGACAGAACUUCCACCUCUAGAUGACUUCACAAACUCUAUCCCUGAAAACACCAACUUCCCUGCAGGCAUAGAUCCUCCUAACAACUAUAUACCAGACACCCCACCUCCGGGCUACAUGAGUGAAGAUGGAGAGACCAGCGACCAGCAAAUGAAUCAAAGUAUGGAAUCAGGCUCACCAGCAGAAAUGUCACCAAGCGCCCUCUCACCUGUCAGUCACAGCUUAGACCUUCAGCCUGUCACCUACAGUGAACCAGCUUUUUGGUGCUCUAUAGCUUACUACGAGCUGAAUCAGCGGGUUGGUGAGACGUUCCACGCCUCCCAGCCAUCUCUGACCGUAGACGGCUUCACCGAUCCCUCCAACUCUGAACGCUUCUGUUUAGGCCUCCUCAGCAAUGUUAACAGAAAUGCCACUGUGGAGAUGACAAGGAGGCAUAUAGGUCGUGGUGUCAGGUUGUAUUACAUUGGUGGGGAGGUCUUUGCUGAGUGCCUCAGUGACAGUGCCAUCUUUGUCCAAAGUCCCAACUGUAACCAACGAUACGGAUGGCACCCAGCUACUGUCUGCAAGAUACCACCAGGCUGUAAUCUAAAGAUUUUCAACAACCAGGAGUUUGCGGCACUGCUAGCGCAGUCAGUUAAUCAGGGCUUUGAAGCAGUGUACCAACUAACCAGAAUGUGCACAAUCAGAAUGAGCUUCGUCAAGGGUUGGGGAGCGGAGUACAGGCGCCAGACUGUAACCAGCACUCCUUGUUGGAUUGAGCUACAUCUCAACGGCCCCCUCCAGUGGUUAGAUAAAGUACUGACCCAGAUGGGUUCUCCUACAGUGCGCUGCUCUAGUAUGUCCUAAACGGAGAUCGAAGCAAAGUCAGACUGGCGUUCCACAAUGUCAGAACAAUUUGUCUUAAAUGAGACUACCAUGCAGUCUUAAAUAAAGUACUAAAAGUGUUUUAAAAACAAAGAACAUGUCAUACAGAAGAAGGUAGAGCAACAGCGUCUGUAAAGGACUAAAAUGGAAUUGGCCGACAUAACCAGUAGGAGAACCCGAGGUAGAAAAAGUGAUUUUCACCAUGGACAACAGCUGAGCUCUGAUCAAGGACCUGAAGCAGGACUGAGCCUUAUACUGUCCUCAGGGACACCACAGCAGUUUCGGGGAUCAAGCAACGACACCGAUUAAUCUUAGAAGCUGUCAUUCCACUGGUUCUGCUCAACUCUUUGAUUAGGCGUGACUAGUUCAGUUUACACAUUGAUGACCACCCACCUCUCCAGCUAACGUUAAACACGUCAAAACUCAAACUUUAGCAUGAGCUUUUCUGUCAUCCUUUCCGUUUUUAAAUCCCAAUAAUUCAGAUUUUAUUCCUGAUUAUCCUGGAGUGCUCCUAAAGGUGCGCAGAAAUAUAUUAACACUAACACUCUGUUUUAGACACAAAUCACCCUCUUCAAACUUGGAUCCAAGCUUAGAUCUGUUUCUUUAUUGGAUGGUGGUAAAAGAAAUGCGUAUAUUUAAAUAUAAUUACAGUGAGAUCAGUGAUGCUAAACACAGAAAAUUGAUAAAUUACGAAAUUCUAAGAGCAAGAAGAAGAGCAUACAACAUGUCACCUCACUGCAGAUGCAGUUAAACAAUCAAUUUUUUUUCUAAAGUUCUUUGAUAUCACAGUAUUUAACCCACUUUGCAUGCUCUUACUCUUUCUCUUACACUCUGUACCUGUAGCUUUCUGUAGAACUUCUACUUUCUUUCUGUCAUUGUGGGAAAGACGUUGAUAUUAUCUAAGCCCUGAUAUGGUAUGAAAUCUAGCAGUGGUUUAUAAUAGUGGUUUAUACGUAACCUUUUAGAAGAGAGAACAAGCGUCCAUCAAUGCACUAGAGAGUUUUCUCUGUAGUUUCAGAGAAUCGCUCUGAUCACACAGGGUCGCACACGUCUCUGAUACACCGGACAAGAAUUAAAACCAAACAAACACCCACAGUGGGAAACUUCGCUGCAGUCAAGUAGCGGCGGUUUACAUAAUGAAGACACACCAUAACCCUUGAUACUCAGUACAGCCAGAAGGUUUCUCAAAAUAAAAUUCAAACACUCUUUAGACAGGGUAGAAAUGACAUUUUCUACCACAUCGAUGCGCAAUAACUAAAUCUGAGAUUCCAAAUGUAUAAAAAGAUGCACAAGUUUCUCAUAUUAUAAACUAAUGCACACUUUCAAAUUAUAACAGAUUACAAUAAGUCCUCCAAAGUGGGACUUUAAUUUAUAAAUCUAUGAAAUAGCUUCUAUACUGUACUUGCACAGCCCCAAAUUAUGCACCCUUAAAAAAAAAGUUGCCUUUGAUGUCGAAUACAAUAUGCUCUGAAUCCUGUAUUUAAAGUCAACAAACAUUUUUCUCCUCCCUCUCCAGUCUCACUGUAAAGAAUCAUUUUUCUAAAUAAUCUUGACGCAUUUUGUUUGAUUUGAUUAUGAUUUUUUUUUUUUUAUUUCUCUCUUAAACCAGCAAUCUUAUUUUCUGUAAGGUAUUCCAGCUUUAAGUGUUGAACAAGCUUAGUUGUACUACACAUUUAUCAUUGUCUUUACAAAAGGUUUUAGCUACAUUUAUUUUGUACUUUUUUAAUAUAUGUAUAUGAAUAUAUUUAAAAUCUUCACUCCUCUUUUUCUUAGAUGAGUUUCUUUUGUUCUUGAGAAAAUACACCUUGAUUUGAGUAGUUACAGCUUGAUGAUGAUUCGCUUUUUGUGUGUAUUGCAAGACUUUUCAAUUUAAAGACAAAUUUUCUCCCUUCAACUCAAUUUGGUUGCUUAAAUCACAGCAAAGAGAUGUUUAUUUUUUAUUUUUAUUUUUUCAGGUGCUUCAAUUUUUUUCCUUCUAAAUGGCAGUUUAUCACAUUGUUCUAACCAACCUUUCAGCAGUAGGUGUGUAACCAAAGAAUACGUGUCCAUUGCAGUUCAAAAAUUGGCUUGAUCAGUCACACAUUACCUUUUUUUUUAGUACAAUAAAGAUAACUAAACUGUUUUUGUUGUGUAAUUCAAAAUGCUUUCGCACUGAAGAAACAUUUAUAAUUGUCAUACAACCCUGAACUUUCCUAUAUGCAGUAGGUAUGAGCCAGAAUUCGGUUUUCACAGUGUAGAAAUAAAGGCUUUAUGUUAAACAUUAGUUACACUAGUAUACUAAUUAUUAUUGGUAGAAUUUUGCCCAUACAUGAUAACAUUUUUUAAAUAAACCCUAAAUUGUGGUGCUAUUGGUCUUAAAAUAAACAUACUUAUUUAUUUGUAUGGUCAUCCUGCUCAUUAUUUAGUAUCAAUCGAUUUGAACAGGAGAAAUUAUCUAGUUUAUAAAGCCACGGGUUGUUUAUUGCUUAAUAAUGCUUGGCUUACAGCUUAUAGCUUGGUUAUGGUACUUUUCAAACAUCAUGUAAUGUGGAGUGAUGGGUGCCAUUUUUUUUCCUUUGAGGUGUACCUUUAGCAACCAGAAACAUUUAAAAAGAAACAAUUAAUUUAAGAAAGCAUGGGAAACUAAAAGGAAACAAGGAAACCCUUUUCAUUCAGCUGAUUUUACUCAAUGCCCCAUGCAGUUUGAGAACCUGGAUACUGCAGCAUUUCUGUCACCUAGCUGAAGGGACUUAAAACUAAAAAGGAAUGUUAUGACAGAGGAUUUAAAAUCCCUUGAUCAAGCCGACUGGCUCACACCUGUUCUGCAUAUAGAAACUGUCACCAGCAGCCUCAGAACUCCUUACUUACACAUUGUCUAUUUUGACUUGUUUUCUUGCACACAUUCACAACAAGCUGUAUGUUUUAAGUUCAUGCAAAUGAAUUGAUUGGAUAGAUUAAAUGCGAAAAUGACAUAUUUACUGAUGCUUACACAUUCUGUUGGUAUGCAUGCAAAAAAAACUGAAGGGAAAGUUGCACAUAAAAUAAAAUGUUAAAUUUAAUCACUGAAGGUUUUGUUAUUUUUUUUGUCCGAAGAUUCUGCGGAAACUAGAAUUUCAGCAUUUGAAUGCACAAACUUGAAAGAUUUGCGUGCAUGAGAACAGAUGCAUGUCCUGCAGAGUAACUGAUUGAGUUCCAUUUUUGCUUCUUUUAUUUUUUCUCUAAAUUUUCCUCUUACUGUUACUUUCAUCCCAUUUAUAUCUUGUCUGAUUCGUACCUUUUAAACCUGUCUUGUAUUUUGCUGGACUAGCCAAAGUCUUACAAGCUGAAACUAAAUUGUGUUUACUUUUUUUUCCACAGUUAACACAAGUGUUAGUUCUAUGCAUUGACCUAAUAGUGUUGGGACUGUAUGUGGAGGAAUUAUUCUUGGUGGUUAAACCUUUUUAUGUGCAUAUUGCCAGGAGCCAACUAGAGCCUUUGCGUUAGAAGUGUCAGACCAACCAGCUGUUCUCUUUCAGAGACGAGGCAGAACCAAAUGAGGUUGUGAAGGACACCAACACAUUCUGACAUUUGCAUUCCUACUUACAGAUCAUAUUGUAUUUUCUUCUUAUUGUGAUGACAAUUGUGUAUUUCAAAAUGAGCUUCUUUUCUGCAUAUGUCGAGCAAACUUUUUGUUUUGAUAAAGUGAAGUUCCUACAAGUCACUAGUGCUGUUGUAUAAUGUUAUUUAGCUGUUUUUCUUUUUCCAUACAUGUUCCCUCUGCUUGCUAUGAACGGAGCAUAUUCACUAGAACGCAGCCUGUUAGAAUUAGAAUUGCUUUUCCUCAAACAAUGAUCUCCGUAGGCUUUCCAACUAUCCAACAUUUACGACUUCUUACAGUGUACACUAAUAAAGCAGUUUUAC
This is a messenger RNA of Cyprinodon variegatus (sheepshead minnow), 5698 nucleotides long. It is a transcript of the gene smad2, whose product is annotated as SMAD family member 2. The transcript has 11 exons. Gene Ontology annotation, molecular function: RNA polymerase II cis-regulatory region sequence-specific DNA binding; I-SMAD binding; DNA-binding transcription factor activity, RNA polymerase II-specific. The coding region runs from base 377 to 1801 and encodes 474 amino acids. Gene Ontology annotation, biological process: transforming growth factor beta receptor signaling pathway; SMAD protein signal transduction; regulation of transcription by RNA polymerase II. Lineage: Eukaryota; Metazoa; Chordata; Actinopteri; Cyprinodontiformes; Cyprinodontidae. Gene Ontology annotation, cellular component: heteromeric SMAD protein complex. The record is from RefSeq and is a predicted model, not a curated record.